This is a messenger RNA of Vombatus ursinus (common wombat), 5936 nucleotides long. Its product is annotated as golgin subfamily A member 1-like. The transcript has 22 exons. Bases 1260 to 3587 code for a protein of 775 amino acids. The record is from RefSeq and is a predicted model, not a curated record. NCBI's taxonomy places the organism in Eukaryota, Metazoa, Chordata, Mammalia, Diprotodontia, Vombatidae. Gene Ontology annotation, cellular component: Golgi apparatus.
ACUUCCUUUCCGCGGGCCUCAAGUCUCCCAGUCUGUUAAAUGGUGGGGGCGGGGUGGGCUUGGUGGUAUGGAGGGCCUGUCAGGCUCUCGCCAUUCUGCAGGAGGCCGAGCUUGUUUGUCCUGGAGUGAUCCCUGCUCAUUCCUAAACUCUCGAGACAGUGGGUUGUACUGAAAAUAGUUCUGGGUCUGCUGUCAGAAAACCUGGCCCGAGUUCCAGAUUCUGCCUCUGUCAGUUGGGCAGAUCCCUUCUUCCCUCCUUGCACAAUGGGAAGAUCGGAUUAGAUUGGUAGGAGGUCUCUUCCAGCCCUAAUUUGUUAAUUUAGGUGGUAAGGCCCCUUGAUAGAGGAUGAAUGAACACGGAGAGCCGUCCCGGAUUGCAAAUGUCAGCAGUUCUUUCCCACUUGGGGUGCUCCUGUAUAGACUUUAGGCUUCAUUAAAUUUAGGGUUGCAUUUCUCAGAGGCAUUCUAAAUGUGAGCCUGGGAGAGAAUGGCGGACCAGCAUCAAGCCCCGUAAUUAGCUUGUUACAUGACCUUUGUGACUUGUCAGAACAAACUAGGAAGUACGUCCUGGCCAGUGGAUUCUACCUUAUUUCAUUUUUGUGCUUUUCUUUUUGUAAUCCUGUCCCUUUUCUUCUUCUUCAAAGUUGGGAAGUAGAAUCAGGAACUGACGACAGUGUAGUAUAGUAAAAAGAACACUGGGUUUCAAAUCCUAAGAUUUAGCAUUGAGUCCUGAAUCUUCUGCUUACUAGCUGUGUGGCUUUGGCCAUAUAUUCUCCUGGGGCUCAGUUUAUCUUUAAAAUGAGGAUGUCGGGCUCAAGGAAUCUUCCCAGCCCUAAGUUCUAUGAUCCUAUGGAAAAUAAAGUUAAUAUUCUUUGAUCAGCUAACAAAAGCACUAGGCAGGUUAGACUAUUGUACAAAAAUGUGAAAUGGGAUAGUACAAUAUGUUGUGUUUCUAUGUAUGCUUCCUCUAAGUUAAAAUUGGUAGAGGAAACAUCAAGUGUAUUUUGUGUUUGCCUUCUUCACACAGGACAGAAUGCAGUAGCAAGAAAGCUGAUUUUAAGUCUGGUAGAUAUCAGAUAACUGUGAUGUCUUGAACCCUUGGAGGGUUUUGGAAGUUCAUCAGGUUUAAAUGGAAAUUUUGGCAGCUGGAGCUUCUUGAUGGCCCUUCAGUGAUUUGCCAGUAGAUUCUAGGGCAUCAUUGCUUUGGUUUAGUUCGGGUUUUGGGGGAGAAGUCAGAAAGGGUAUCCCUACUGUGGAAAAUGUUUGCCAGACUUAAAAAGAAGAUUGCAGAGGAGGCUGCCAUUGCACCACGGCCAGGAGGAGCUACACGAAUCCCAAGGUCUAUCAGCAAGGAGUCAGUUGCUUCUGUGGGGGCUGACUCAGGAGAUGACUUUGCUUCAGAUGGUAGCAGUUCUCGAGAAGACCUUUCAUCCCAGCUAUUUAGAAGAAAUGAACAGAUAAGAAAACUAGAGGCCAAACUUUCUGAAUAUGCUGAACAGGUGCGAAACUUGCAGAAGAUAAAAGAGAAGCUUGAAAUUGCAUUAGAAAAACAUCAGGAUUCUUCCAUGAGGAAAUUUCAAGAGCAGAAUGAAACAUAUCAAGCCAACAGAGCCAAAAUGGCAGAAGGAAUGGCUUUGGCAUUAGCAAAAAAGGACCAGGAAUGGGCAGAGAAGUUGGCUCAGCUUGAAAAAGAUAAAAGGCUGUUGGCAGCUCAGUUACAGGAAAUGAAGAACCAAAGUUUGAAUCUGUUCCAAAAGAGGGAUGAAAUUGAUGAAUUAGAGGGAUUCCAGCAGCAGGAGCUAGCUAAAGUCAAGCACAUGCUUUUGAAAAAGGAAGAAAGUCUGGCAAAAAUGGAACUGGAAAUGGAAACAAGAACCAGAGAACUGAGUCAUGCACAAGAAGAACUGUUGGCAUCUAGUCAGGUCUGUUCAGAUUUAAGCUGUGAGCUGGAGAUGUUGCAGAGGCAGUAUUCAGCGCUGGAAGAACAGAGGGAUCACUUAUUAGCUGCAGAAACAGGUGCAGAAAAUAAGAUCACUACUUUGGAGCAGAGGGAACAGGAACUACAAAUGUUCAUUCAGCAGCUUUCUGUUGAUUUGCAAAAGGCUGCUGUCAAGGCUGAAGAGGGAGAAAAACUCAUCAAACAUUUGCAGGAAAAAGUUUUGUCCCUGGAGAAGAGACUAGAAGGAAACUUGUCAGGGGAGGAACAUGUGCAGGAGCUACUUAAAGAGAUCACAAAACUGAAUAGUCAAGUAACUGGCAGCCAUGCAUUACUUCGUGAGAAAGAAGAUUUUAUAAAAGGAUUAAGAGAAAGCAGCCUUAGUCAGGUAAAAGAACUUGAGGAAAUGCUGCAGAUUUCAGAUGAGAAGCUCAAGAAGAGCAGUGAAAUAAUGAUUGAAAAAGAAGCACAGAUUCAGAGGCUUUCCACUUUGGCGGAAGAAAGCAGCAAAUUGCAACAGCACGUCUUGGUCCUGGAGCAGCAGUAUGCAGAGCAGGGGAACCGACUGGAGGCUGAAAUAGCUGCCCUUGAGAAAGCUCGAGAGUCUGACAAAGCAGCAGCAAGCCACCAGAUACAACUGCUCGAAGAAGAAAAUGCAAACCUUAAAGAAAAUAGAAAUGAAUAUGAAAGUUCUUUAGAAGCCCAUAAGCUUGAGUUGAAGAAAUUGAAGGAAGAAUGGAGCCAGAGAGAAACUGUUAAUGUGGAAAUUGCCAAGGCACUGGAAGAAACCCGGAAACAAAGGGAAGAUUUUCAACAGCAGGUUGCUGACCUAACAACAUUAAUAAAGGAGAAGGAACAGUUUCUCAAUGAGAAAACCGAAGCUCUUCUCCAAAAAGAAGAAGAAAUUGACCAGCUGAAGAAAGGGCAUGACAUUGUCCUGCUUCAGCUGCACCAGUUGCAGAGUGACAUGGAAGCUUGCAGGUGUAAAAAAGCCAAAAGAGAAGAAUCCACAGGGAAAGAGUUGAAUGUGUUGAGGCUGCAGAUAGAAGAAGAAGAGGAGGAGGAAACUCUUGAAGCGCGGAGUGAGCCGAAUGUAAUUGUUUUUGGAGAAACAGCAAAGGAAUUGAGUGAUGAUUUAUACCCACUCUCAAGUGAUGAAAGAACAUUGAAUGGAGAAGUGGAUUGUGUUGAUAUGGUACAGCUACAAAAAGAAAACCGAGACUUGGAGCAGCAGAUCGUAGAGAAAAACAAGACUAUAAAGCAGCUGCAGCAGAGGAUGUUGGAACUCAAGAAGACCCUCCAGAAGGAGCUGAAAAUUCGGCCUGAAAAUGAUAUCUUUGAAGUUCGGGAGAAACCCAAUCCUGAAGUGCCUACCGCUUCAACAACUGUCACCAAUAACUCAGACUUAAAUGAUUCUCGAGAGAUAAAUUUUGAAUACCUCAAGCAUGUGGUUUUAAAAUUCAUGUCCUGUCGGGAAUCAGAGGCUUUUCAUCUCAUUAAAGCCGUGUCUGUGCUACUGAAUUUUUCACAAGAGGAAGAAAACAUGCUCAAAGAGACCUUGGAGUAUAAGAUGUCGUGGUUUGGGUCCAAGCCAUCUCCCAGAGGUAGCAUUCGGCCAUCCAUCUCGAAUCCUAGGGUGCCAUGGUCUUAAAAGAAACCUGAGAAUGGAAAUUCCAUGUGUAGCCACUUUUUCUAUGAAAAGAACACAGCACACCAGUCUGGGUGGGUUUUUUAAUCACUGUAAUUGCAGUAUUUUGUACAAGCUUUGAAACAUUGUUUACAAGACAAAUAAUGGUUAGAGCUUCCUUCAUUGCAAACUAACAGGCCAAUUUCAGAGAUUGGGCCAGUUUUGAAAGGACAGGGUUGCUUUCCAUGGGCUUUUGUGGGUGGGAUGACAAGUAGCUUAAUGGGAAACUCCUCUUUCAUAUAGUGCUGCUAUAAAUCCCCACUUUGGGCCCCAGAAGGUUUGCAUGUGGAUUUCUCUAACCCCUAGUGCUAGCACUUAAGAGUUGUAAUUAUUAGUAUCUAUCCAGAGGGCUAAAUGUCAGUGGACAGCUACUGCUCCGAGGGGUUAAAGUGACUGACAUUAAUGGUACAGGACAACCUGAUUCCUCCAAGUUGCAUCUUGCUGAUUUUCUCGGAACCCCCAUGUGGACUCAUAUGUUUUGUAAAGACGUUCCUAGGCAUUUCCCUUCUAGUGGUUUGGAUCCCAGGGAGGAGAAAAUACUACAAUGUCCUUAAUCCCUCCCACCAGUUCCUGAAGCUAGGUAUGUCCUGACUUCAGAAUGUGUCAGAAGAUAUGAUUUAUGCCUUGGGGGCUGAUAUUAGUCAGCGAGGAAUAUGCAACUUUCUGGAGGGAUCACGUUUUACUUUUCUUAAAGAAAAAAUAUUAAAAAAAGGUUAAUACAGUACUGAAUAUACUCAGUUGCCUUUUUAAACUAGUAUAUGUCUUGUACAGGUUGCUGGUAAACCAUUUUAAAGCAUACUUUUUAAAGCCAAAUUUGCUUGUAAACAUUUCUUCCGUCUUGCAGUCAGUUUACCAGUGUUCUUAGAGAAAAAUCAGAGAGGUAAAAGGAAAUGCCUUCCAUCCUAGAUUCUCUGUCUUUCCCCCUUCAAUUCCAUAGCACUCUUGGACAAUCUCCUGAGAAAUCAGUAUCAGUAUCUUUGUAGCAGAAACCUGGAUUUACUCCCAAUUCUAUGCACAAUUGAGACUGAGCAAACUUUGAUCUGGUAAGGAUAAAAUAUGUUGCCCCUUCUACCCUCAGGCCACAAGCCCAGUUAGAGAUGGAGAACUGCAGCACACCCUCGAUUGCCUUGUAUGUAAAAACACUAAGCCUCCACUAUGUAUAAAUACACUACAGAUUGUAUGUAACAUAUAUAGGAUUUGCAAAGCUGGCUACCUUGAAAUGCUCUGGCUGUGAUUGCUAGGGACCAUUCUAUUUACCAGCUAUUUCUAAGGAAAAAUCAACAUGUAUUCAGCAUAGUAGGAUCUUAAAAUGCAUUUGAAAAGAUCAUUUCAAAACAGUUUGUAGCUUGCUCAAGACUUCUUCCUGGUUAACCACUGACUUAAGAACCAGUUGCAGGAUCAUAUAUAUGUGAAUGUUUCCCAAGCUCUGUUUUCACCAAAUGGUUAUUUCUUCUUGCCAAGUAACAAGGGAGGGAGAUGUUUUCCCAGCAAGAUAAAGAUUUAUAUUGCUUUGCCUAAGUUCUUCAAGAAUGUACAGCAGUGCCUGGUAUUCCCAAAGAGGGGGACAGCAUCACUCUCCCCACAGCUCAGUGUCCAUAUUCAAGCCUAUCCCAGCUGCCUCUCAUUCAAGGGGAGGUUUUAAAAGGCUGAUAAAUUCUUGCCAGGUCUGUGAGCUGAAAUAUUAUUUCCAUUUAUAACAUGACAUGUUUAAAAGCGUUUUUAUUUUUUCUGAACAAGAGGCACUCCUACACAGAACUAAGUUUCUUUUACUUCUAAUACAUUCAGCAUAUGUUCAGCAGAUUUGCCCAGGGGAAAGGGAAAGGAACUACUAAGAUGAGGUUAUGAUGGGCAAGUCUGAGCAGCUACAUACUCAGUUCAAACAAACACACCCUAGACUGGAGUUACACAGGCCCUACUCCUUCCUGCCUGAGUCAUCUGACAUCUCUCUCCCUUGGUGCAGGUUAAUUAUAUAAUUUUGGGAAGCUACCACCUAGGUCUCUGGGUACUUAAAGUAUUUUACUGAUUAAGUAUAUUACUGAACUGAUUAAGGAUUCCUUGCAUGUUGAUUUUUAACUUACGAGCAAGAGUGGUGUAAAUAUAUACUGAGAGAUUGACUGGACACACUUUGACAUGUAUAAACAACACAAAAAACCCUACUAUGGUAAUACAUACAGUCCAUAUGUAUAAUCCUUUAUCUGAGCAUUGGCUCUGGGUCUUUCCCUUCAUGUUGUAAACAUUCAUUGUAUUAUGUAAAACUGUUGAAUUCAUUUGUGGUGCAAUAAUAUUUUUUUGGAUUAAAGCUCCUAAAUCUAG